Molecule: messenger RNA, 3976 nt
Organism: Camellia sinensis
Lineage: Eukaryota; Viridiplantae; Streptophyta; Magnoliopsida; Ericales; Theaceae
Product: DNA-directed RNA polymerase II subunit RPB2
Biological process (GO): DNA-templated transcription
Molecular function (GO): DNA-directed RNA polymerase activity; ribonucleoside binding; DNA binding
Source: RefSeq, a predicted model, not a curated record
AACUCAUUUCAUUCUCUCUCUCUCUCUCUCUGACCCUUGGAGACUCCCCAACGAAGCUAACCCUCCGAAGCCCAUCUCCGAUUUUCACUCUCCUCUGUCCCAACUGUAAAAUUUUUGUCUAGAAUGGACUUAGAAGAAGAGUACGAUCCAAGCUACAACGAUGAAGACGAAGAUGAGAUCACUCAAGAAGACGCUUGGGCUGUAAUUAGUGCUUACUUCGAAGAGAAGGGUCUGGUUCGUCAACAGCUCGAUUCCUUCGAUGAGUUCAUUCAGAACACUAUGCAAGAAAUUGUUGACGAGUCCGCAGAUAUCGAGAUUCGACCCGAGUCACAGCACAACCCUGGUCACCAGGCCGAUUUCGCUGAGACCAUCUAUAAGAUCAGCUUUGGUCAGAUUUACUUGAGUAAGCCAAUGAUGACCGAGUCGGAUGGAGAAACUGCAACUUUGUUUCCGAAAGCUGCGAGAUUGAGGAAUCUAACAUAUUCAGCUCCCUUGUAUGUGGAUGUGACAAAGAGAGUUAUAAAGAAAGGACAUGAUGGUGAAGAAGUUACUGAAACUCAGGAUUUCACUAAAGUCUUCAUUGGGAAGGUUCCUAUAAUGCUCCGGUCAAGUUACUGCACGUUGUAUCAGAAUUCAGAGAAGGAUUUGACGGAGCUUGGAGAGUGCCCUUAUGAUCAAGGUGGGUACUUCAUCAUCAAUGGAAGUGAAAAGGUUCUAAUUGCUCAAGAGAAGAUGAGCACCAAUCAUGUCUACGUUUUUAAGAAGAGGCAGCCAAACAAGUAUGCCUAUGUGGGAGAAGUUCGGUCAAUGGCAGAGUCCCAAAACAGGCCGCCCAGUUCCAUGUUUGUGCGAAUGCUCUCGCGAACUAGUGCCAAAGGGGGCUCCUCUGGCCAGUAUAUUCGUGCAACCCUUCCAUACAUCCGAACAGAGAUUCCUAUUAUUAUUGUAUUUCGGGCGUUAGGAUUUGUUGCUGAUAAAGAUAUAUUAGAACAUAUAUGUUAUGAUUUCUCAGAUACUCAGAUGAUGGAGUUGCUGCGACCUUCCUUGGAAGAAGCAUUUGUUAUACAAAAUCAGCAGGUUGCAUUAGAUUACAUUGGGAAACGAGGGGCCACUGUUGGUGUCACAAAGGAAAAGAGGAUUAAGUAUGCAAAAGAGAUCCUUCAAAAGGAAAUGCUUCCGCAUGUUGGGGUUGGAGAAUAUUGCGAGACAAAGAAAGCUUACUAUUUUGGAUACAUCAUUCACCGGCUUUUGCUAUGCGCACUUGGCCGAAGGGCAGAGGAUGAUAGGGAUCAUUAUGGCAAUAAGAGACUGGAUCUUGCUGGUCCUUUGCUUGGUGGCCUGUUUCGAAUGCUAUUCAGAAAGCUAACAAGAGAUGUCCGAGGUUAUGUACAAAAGUGUGUUGAUAAUGGGAAGGAUGUUAAUCUUCAAUUUGCAAUUAAAGCAAAAACGAUUACCAGCGGCCUUAAAUACUCACUCGCUACUGGGAACUGGGGUCAGGCAAAUGCAGCUGGUACCAGAGCUGGAGUUUCACAGGUGUUAAAUCGCUUGACAUAUGCCUCCACUUUGUCGCACUUGCGAAGAUUAAAUUCUCCCAUAGGACGUGAAGGGAAAUUGGCAAAACCACGACAGUUGCACAAUUCCCAGUGGGGAAUGAUGUGUCCUGCAGAAACACCUGAAGGACAAGCUUGUGGACUGGUAAAGAAUCUUGCAUUGAUGGUGUAUAUUACGGUUGGAUCAGCAGCAUAUCCUAUUUUGGAGUUUUUGGAAGAGUGGGGUACUGAAAAUUUUGAGGAAAUAUCACCUGCGGUUAUUCCCCAAGCUACGAAAAUCUUUGUCAAUGGUUGCUGGGUUGGUAUUCAUCGUGAUCCUGAUAUGUUGGUGAAGACACUAAGACGACUGAGGAGACGGGUUGAUGUCAAUACUGAAGUUGGGGUUGUUAGAGAUAUCCGCUUGAAAGAACUGCGGAUAUAUACUGAUUAUGGCCGUUGCAGUCGUCCCUUGUUCAUUGUGGAGAAACAAAGGCUUCUUAUAAAAAAGAAGGAUAUUCAAUCAUUGCAACAGAGGGAAACCCCAGAAGAUGGUGGCUGGCAUGAUCUUGUAGCUAAGGGAUACAUUGAAUACAUUGAUACAGAAGAAGAGGAGACUACUAUGAUUUCCAUGACCAUAAAUGAUCUCAUAACGGCAAGGCUCAAUCCAGAGGAGGCCUAUUCUGAAACAUAUACCCAUUGUGAAAUUCACCCAUCUUUGAUUUUAGGUGUUUGUGCUUCAAUUAUACCAUUUCCCGACCAUAACCAAUCCCCACGUAAUACAUAUCAGUCAGCAAUGGGUAAGCAGGCUAUGGGUAUUUAUGUCACCAACUACCAAUUUCGAAUGGAUACUUUGGCAUAUGUGCUUUACUAUCCUCAGAAGCCUCUUGUUACUACUCGAGCCAUGGAGCAUCUGCACUUCAGGCAGCUUCCUGCUGGCAUUAAUGCCAUUGUUGCCAUUGCCUGCUAUUCUGGAUAUAACCAAGAAGAUUCUGUCAUUAUGAACCAGUCAUCAAUAGAUCGUGGUUUCUUUCGAUCGCUUUUCUUUCGUUCUUAUAGGGAUGAGGAGAAGAAGAUGGGAACACUAGUCAAGGAGGAUUUUGGCCGUCCAGAUAGAGCCAAUACCAUGGGGAUGCGGCAUGGUUCUUAUGAUAAAUUGGAUGACGAUGGUCUUGCACCGCCUGGAACAAGAGUUUCAGGGGAAGAUGUAAUCAUUGGAAAAACUACUCCCAUUGCACAAGAGGAUGCUCAGGGUCCAGCUGCUCGUUACACAAAGCGUGAUCAUAGCACAAGCUUGCGCCACAGUGAAACCGGGAUGGUAGAUCAGGUUUUACUAACGACAAACGCAGACGGGUUGAGAUUUGUGAAAGUGAGGGUGAGAUCAGUUAGGAUACCUCAGAUUGGGGACAAGUUUAGCAGUCGGCACGGGCAGAAGGGAACGGUUGGCAUGACCUACACACAAGAAGACAUGCCAUGGACAAUGGAAGGGAUCACCCCAGAUAUUAUUGUGAACCCCCAUGCUAUUCCCUCUCGAAUGACAAUUGGGCAGCUUAUUGAGUGUAUCAUGGGUAAGGUUGCAGCUCACAUGGGGAAGGAAGGUGAUGCUACUCCUUUUACGGAUGUUACAGUCGAUAAUAUCAGCAAAGCUCUCCAUAAAUGUGGGUAUCAAAUGCGUGGCUUUGAGACCAUGUACAAUGGUCACACAGGGCGGCGAUUACCGGCUAUGAUAUUCCUUGGUCCCACAUACUAUCAAAGACUGAAACAUAUGGUUGAUGACAAGAUCCAUUCCCGAGGACGAGGUCCUGUACAAAUCCUUACGAGACAGCCUGCCGAGGGACGGUCACGUGACGGCGGUCUCCGAUUCGGUGAGAUGGAAAGGGAUUGCAUGAUUGCACAUGGUGCUGCUCACUUUCUCAAGGAAAGAUUGUUUGAUCAAAGUGAUGCCUAUAGAAUUCACGUAUGCGAGCGUUGUGGGUUGAUCGCCAUUGCAAACCUCAAGAAGAAUUCUUUUGAGUGCAGAGGUUGCAAGAACAAAACUGACAUUGUUCAGGUUCACAUUCCUUAUGCUUGUAAACUGCUCUUCCAGGAGCUAAUGUCUAUGGCUAUAGCUCCAAGAAUGCUCACAAAGGAUAUUAAACCAGCCAAAGACCAAAAGAAGAAAGGAGCCUGAUCUUACUUGAUUUCAGGAAGCUAAGCUGCCGCUGAAGAUCAAAAGAGAGGAAAAUCCGUUAAUACUUUGGUGUUUGAGUAACUUAUUGCUAUGACCUAUCACUGUACUCGAGUUUGUUUUAUAAACUAUUAGUGAUACCUGACAGAAAGUCCUAGCUCAGUGUUACCAAGCUUGAUGGAUCGAUGGCUAGCUUGAAUUCCCGGCUGAUUGUUAUAUGGAACUUUUCAUGACGCCUAUUUAUGGCACGUAGCAACGAGCGUACAACUUCAUUUAGCUGCAA